Dentiscutata heterogama is the source of this 363-nucleotide messenger RNA. The record is from the annotation of a GenBank genome assembly. NCBI's taxonomy places the organism in Eukaryota, Fungi, Glomeromycota, Glomeromycetes, Diversisporales, Gigasporaceae.
AUGACUCUCCUUGCUAAUAAAAGAGCCAAAAUUAAUAAACGUAUUGCUGGGUUAAUUGCUAGUACUUCAACUCAAAUUAGAAAGGCUUCUGAAAGAUUACCAUCCCGAGAGCGUGAAGAUCCUUCGACAUACUCCGCAGAAAAUAUUACAUUAAGAAUGAUUUAUGAAAAUCAAAGAGAUCUAAUGAAACAAAACGAAGAAAUUUUAGCCAAAAUAAGUCAUCUUGAAAAACAAUUCGUCGAAUUAGAUGACAAACAAAGAGGAAGAAAGCGUAAGGCUUCAAAAAAACCAGAAAGGGCGGCUAAAAGAAGUAAACGUGGUGGUAAAUCACGAGGUACUUCAAAACCUCUCGCAGUUUCAUGA